Papilio xuthus (Asian swallowtail) is the source of this 2465-nucleotide messenger RNA. RefSeq lists its product as uncharacterized. Gene Ontology annotation, molecular function: nucleic acid binding; RNA-DNA hybrid ribonuclease activity. Bases 160 to 2382 code for a protein of 740 amino acids. The transcript has 2 exons. The record is from RefSeq and is a predicted model, not a curated record. Lineage: Eukaryota; Metazoa; Arthropoda; Insecta; Lepidoptera; Papilionidae.
UCCCUAUUACUUAAAAUCAUUAAUACCAUUUUCAUAACUGGCACUGUUCCCGACUCUUGGUUAAUUCAAAUUAUAAUACCUAUUUUAAAACCUGGUAAAGACCCCCAGGACUAUUCCUCCUACAGACCCAUAGCCCUCUCUAAUGUCCUUGCCAAGAUUAUGGAACUAUUAGUCAAAAACAGGUUGGAGUGGCUUCUUGAAAACCGCAAUAUACUGUCUAAUACCCAAUUUGGAUUCAGAAGAGGUAAAGGUUGCUUGGACAGCUUAAGCAUUCUUACCUCCGAAAUUCGCAUAGCUUUUACAAAAAAUGAAAAUGUAUUAGGUGUCUUUUUAGACAUUUCAUCUGCAUAUGAUAGUGUUUCGCUUCCCUUACUCAGGCAGAAAAUGCUUCAGCUGAGUAUUCCCGAGAGGCUAAUCAAUUUUAUCUGCAGCUUGUUAAUGUCUCGAUCAAUUUCUGUCCGUCAUUGCAACACUCUCCUCCCUUCCCGGUCAGUAUGGAAAGGACUUCCUCAGGGUUCUGUCCUGAGCCCCCUGUUAUAUAAUAUCUACACCUUUGACUUAGACUGUUCCGUAAAUCAAUUUUGCAAAAUUUUACAAUAUGCUGACGAUAUUGCUCUGUACUCCACCUCCCCAUCUAUAAACGUCGCUACUAUUUGUAUAAACACUGCCUUACAUCAUUUAAAUGAAUAUCUUUUGUCCCACAAUCUCUCCCUUUCCAUUACAAAAUGCAGCGCAGUGUUAUUUUCCCGUAAACGAAAUGUGCCUUCAGUUGCAGUUCGUGUAAAUAAUACUCCUAUUAAUCGGUAUGAUUCGGUGAAAUUCUUGGGUGUCACUCUUGAUUCCAAACUUUCCGGAAGACAGCAUUUAGAACAUGUAAUUAAAAAAUGCGAAAAGGGCGUAAACAUUUUAAGAGCACUUACCGGGGUUCGUUGGGGCUCUCAUCCUGCCACUCUGAAACUUCUCUAUGAUGCGGUUAUUCGUAGUCACUUUGAUUACGGUGGUUUCCUUCUUGAUCCCUGUAAGAAAAUCGCUUUAUCCAAAUUAGAUAAGAUUCAAUCUAGAUGUCUCAGACUAAUAACUGGUGCUAUGAGAUGUUCUCCAGUUAAUGCUCUCCAAGUGGAAUGUCUAGAUCCCCCCUUAUACCUUCGUAGACAAUUCCUAUCUGAUAGAUUUUUUUGCGGUGUAGUCCAAAUUAAAUCCCACCCCCUCCUUCGCUUAUUAAAGACUCUCUCUCAAACUAUUCCAACAGCUAACUAUUGGUCCCACAAAGACCCUCCCUUACUCAUUAAUUCUUUUAACAAAUAUACAUCUCACUCUUCCCCAAUAGAACAGAGUGUUCUCUUCCCCAUUUAUGAGACCCAGUUUGAUGCUCUUAUUUUCUGCCCUAGGAUUAUUCUAAAUUUUGGAGUUGACAAAGAUAGCCCUGGGGCAAACCUAAAAUUCAAUAGUAUUCUGGAAUCUGACUGGCCACAAUGGAAUACAAUUUACACUGACGCUUCAAAAUCCUCUCCCGAUAGUUCUGUAGGAUCAGCUGUAUGGAUUCCCAAAUUUAAAAUUAUUUUAAGCUUUAAAUGCCCCCCUUCGACCUCUAUUUUUACAGGAGAAGCGAUUGCGCUAUUGGAAGCUAUCUCUUUUGUUGAAUCACACAAACUAAACCAAACUCUAAUAUUUUCCGACUCCUUAAGUUGUCUAACAGAUAUUCUAAAAACGCCUUUCCGAGCCCGUGAUAAUUCUAGCGUCACUCUUAAAAUCAAACAACUUCUAUACAAAUGCCACUGCUCUGACAUUGAAGUUAUCUUAGCGUGGAUUCCUAGCCAUACGGGUAUCAGUGGUAAUGAAACAGUGGACUCAUGUGCAAAGGUCGCCGUCCAUUCUGGUUGCGACACUUAUAAAUUUAGCCUCCCUCGUGAUUUACGCAUCUCUGCUAAAUCAUCUAUGUUAUUUAAUUGGAAUAACACUUGGCAAAGAUCUAACCAAUCUAAGGGUAAGUACUAUGGAUCGAUUCAACCUUCCCUUCCCUCUAAACCUUGGUAUUUAAAACAUGGACAAAUUAGUAAAUCUACAAUAUCUGUAAUAUGUCGCCUACGACUGGGCUUCAUUGCUACCCCUGUUUUUCUUGCCAAAAUCCGCAUUCGUAAUCAUUCCCUGUGUGAAUGCGGCUUGGAAGAGGGCUCUUUAGAACACAUAUUUUUCAAUUGCCCGAAACUCAAGGUUCAUUUAUACGACCUGCUCCCUACCAACAUUCCUAGACCCAUUAAUAUUCCAUUCUUACUAACUAUGGUUCACACUCCCUUGAGUCGCAACCGUCAUCAUCAACCGGUCAUUUGUCAAAUAGAUCUAUACUCCGUCUAUCUCUCUGUUCUUUGCUACUUAAUCUUUUAAUCUUCCUUUUUUCGUUUUCAAUUACCUUCAACCUUGACGUUGGCGAAAUCAUCGAAAUUAAACGAUGGGGUCCACUAGCAACU